UUUCACUUUAUCUUUCUUGGUCAUUUUGUAUAUUCUUUCAAGUUAAUGCAGCCCUGUUCCAUCAUUUCAACUGCUCAUUGCACAUUUUUGCUUCCCUUUCUUGCCCAGCACCGCUACAACGACUCUUGAUUUGAAUGUCAUAAAUGUACGAAUCGCCACCACCACUCAAGUUCCCUUCGCUCGCCAUUUUACGCAGAUUGACUCGAAGCAUUUUAAGCGAAUUGUCGAGCGAAGAAAUUGAAGUCCUGCACAGUAAACGAGGUAACCUCGUUUUCAAACAAUUUGGCAGCGGUGCCGGCGGCGCCCCUAGUAAGCGAAAGCCAAAGGUCACGAACGCUUGCCAAAACUGCAAAAAGAGCAAAACCGGCUGCGACGGAUAUUUGCCUUGCGAAAAUUGUAGUAAACGGUCAAAACUAUGCGAGUAUCCACCUGGCGUUACCCCUCAACCAAAACUGGUUUCUGCGAUUGGCACGAGUGGCGCUGCUCCAGUUGACCCGAUAACAAAGACAGCAACUACUAAAACUACAACACAACCCCUGCCAACGCCCACGGAACCAUCCGAACUCAACCCCGUGUCGCACGACGAUAUGCUUCCACCACCACCUCCUCCUCCACAACCUGCUUUUGUCAUCGGUCGCUUCAGCGCACAGCAACAACAGCAGCUACCACCGCCACCAACACAACAACACUACUUUCCGGUUCCAGAGGCCGUUACCUUGGUGACUGAGAACAAUGUCAAUAACGCCACAAGCCCGCCUUCAUCAUUACAGCGCCAAGCAUGCACGGACCGCUACGGCCAUUUCACAGGCGACACUACAUUUUUCAUCCCACAGCAAUCCGCACGACUACCUGCUGGGCCGUCGUCGACCUUUCCACAACGUCCAGAAACACCUCAGUUUUUGUCGGCUGACAUCCAGACAUCGCUUAUUGACACCUUUUAUGCACACGCUAAUCCGUUUUUCCCUGCCAUUAUGAACAAAGCCCAGAUGUUGGCUGAGCUCAACUUGCUGCGCACAGACCAGCCUUCUCAAUUGUCCCAGCUCUUUUUUCAUGCUGUUUUCUCUCGGGCUGCAAGCUUGACAUCCGGCGAAGAUUUUGUGCAACAAGAUACGCCCGAAAGGAAAACCUGGUCUUCUAUCAGCGAUGCAUUAAUUGCAUCGGCGUUCGAAGCGCGUGAUGAUUACCUCGAAUCGCCACAUAUCAGCACUCUAUUGGCGCUUGUCAUCAUUGCCAAUCAUUAUGAACACAACAAACUCGCCAAAAACCUGCGUAGAGCCUGGAUGCUGAUUGGCGACGCUGGACGACUGGCGAUCGACAUGGGCUUACAUCGAGCAUCACGGUUACUACUGCAUCCGGAUGGCGAGGGCGAUGUCUCGACACAGAUGUGUAUCCGAGCCUUUUGGGCUGUAUGUGUUUCAGAGCGAACAAUGAGUAUCACAUACGGUCGGCCAUCCAUGUUUGAUGAUAAAGACAUCGAUGUUCCACCACCGAAAUGCCUGCCCGAGGAUGACGAACAAACCCAAAACUGGGUUGAAAGCUUACGACAGCUAGUUACGAUGAGCAACAUUGCCUGUCGGAUUAUGAGGUUCAAUUAUUCGGCACAGACACAGUUCUCCGGUGCUUUCAGGUUUAGGUGAAUGCUGCUGUAUCAACAAUAGAUUGCUGGAUGUGCUCAGAAAGUGAUGAUGAUUUGGAAGAUCGACUAUUGCUAGGGAUUGAGACCAGCGAUCCACGUAAAAGGUUGAACGAUUUGGAGGCGCUCUAUUUCUAUUCAAAUCUGAUCCAGCUCCACAAGCCGUUCAUGCGUCAGGAUGCGAGUACCAAAGGCAAUGAUUCGACAAGGCCAUCCUUUGUAAUUUGUCACUUGGCCGCUGUUGCGAUCAGUCACAUUGCUCAUACAACUCCCGUCACUGAGCUAGCC
Zychaea mexicana is the source of this 1921-nucleotide messenger RNA. Its product is annotated as fungal-specific transcription factor domain-containing protein. Lineage: Eukaryota; Fungi; Mucoromycota; Mucoromycetes; Mucorales; Lichtheimiaceae. The transcript is spliced from 3 exons. The record is from RefSeq and is a predicted model, not a curated record. Bases 144 to 1637 code for a protein of 497 amino acids. Gene Ontology annotation, molecular function: zinc ion binding; DNA-binding transcription factor activity, RNA polymerase II-specific; RNA polymerase II cis-regulatory region sequence-specific DNA binding. Gene Ontology annotation, cellular component: nucleus. Gene Ontology annotation, biological process: DNA-templated transcription; positive regulation of transcription from RNA polymerase II promoter by galactose.